Carlito syrichta (Philippine tarsier) is the source of this 1282-nucleotide messenger RNA. Its product is annotated as disks large homolog 1-like. The transcript has 11 exons. Gene Ontology annotation, biological process: chemical synaptic transmission; neurotransmitter receptor localization to postsynaptic specialization membrane. Gene Ontology annotation, molecular function: protein binding. The annotation marks the transcript as partial. Lineage: Eukaryota; Metazoa; Chordata; Mammalia; Primates; Tarsiidae. Gene Ontology annotation, cellular component: neuromuscular junction; neuron projection; postsynaptic density membrane. The record is from RefSeq and is a predicted model, not a curated record.
GGCGGCGCCGCAGGUGUGGGGGCUCGCGGAGGUGUGCAUGUGGGGCGCGAGGGCGUCGCGGAGAGCGGCCGCUGCCCCGUCCGGCCCCCGCUGGAGUAGCCCGGAGGAAGCCAGCCGGGAGAAAGGUGUGUGCCCUCUUCCUGAUUCUGCAGAAAAAUGCCGGUCCGGAAGCAAGAUACCCAGAGAGCAUUGCACCUUUUGGAAGACUAUCGUUCGAAGCUAAGCCAAACUGAAGACAGACAGCUCAGAACUUCCAUAGAACGGGUUAUUAACAUAUUUCAGAGCAACCUCUUUCAGGCUUUAAUAGAUAUUCAAGAAUUUUAUGAAGUGACCUUACUGGAUCAUCCAAAAUGUAUAGAUCGUUCAAAGCAGUCUGAACCAGUUCAGCCUGUGAAUACUUGGGAAAUUUCCAGCCUUCCAAGCACUACUGUAACUUCAGAGACACUGCCAAGCAGCCUUAGCCCUAGUGUAGAGAAAUACCGAUAUCAGGAUGAAGAUACACCUCCUCAAGAGCACAUUUCCUCCCCACAAAUCACUGAUGAGGUGAUAGGUCCGGAACUGGUUCAUGUCUCAGAGAAGAACCUGUCAGAGAUUGAGAAUGUCCGUGGAUUUGUUUCCCAGUCUCAUAUUUCACCAAUAAAGCCAACAGAAGCUGUUCUUCCCUCCUCUCCCACUGUCCCUGUGAUCCCUGUCCUGCCAGUCCCUGCUGAGAAUACUGUCAUCCUACCCACCAUAUCACAGGCCAAUCCUCCGCCAGUACUGGUCAACACAGAUAGCUUGGAAACACCAACUUAUGUUAAUGGCACAGAUGCAGAUUAUGAAUAUGAAGAAAUCACACUUGAAAGGGGAAAUUCAGGACUUGGUUUCAGUAUUGCAGGCGGUACAGACAACCCACACAUUGGAGAUGACUCAAGUAUUUUCAUUACCAAAAUUAUCACAGGGGGUGCAGCUGCCCAAGAUGGAAGAUUGCGGGUCAAUGACUGUAUAUUGCGAGUAAAUGAAGUCGAUGUUCGGGAUGUAACACAUAGCAAAGCAGUUGAAGCUUUGAAAGAAGCAGGGUCUAUUGUACGCUUGUAUGUGAAAAGACGGAAACCAGUAUCAGAAAAAAUUAUGGAAAUAAAGCUCAUUAAAGGACCUAAAGGUCUUGGGUUCAGCAUUGCUGGAGGUGUUGGAAAUCAGCAUAUUCCUGGGGAUAAUAGCAUCUAUGUAACUAAAAUAAUUGAAGGAGGUGCAGCACAUAAAGAUGGCAAACUUCAGAUUGGAGAUAAACUUCUAGCAGUAA